Molecule: messenger RNA, 1303 nt
Organism: Fundulus heteroclitus (mummichog)
Lineage: Eukaryota; Metazoa; Chordata; Actinopteri; Cyprinodontiformes; Fundulidae
Product: P2Y purinoceptor 14-like
Exons: 4
Coding region: 55-1122 (355 amino acids)
Biological process (GO): G protein-coupled receptor signaling pathway
Cellular component (GO): membrane
Molecular function (GO): G protein-coupled purinergic nucleotide receptor activity
Source: RefSeq, a predicted model, not a curated record
UUCUUAUCUGCGUCUAUCCUCUGUUCGGUGCCACAUCAUCAAGCCUUUUGAAACAUGGAUGAUUUCAAUAAUUCUUCAGUACGCGACCAGAAUAUGACCAGAUGUGAUCCAGUGGAAAAAGAAUCCCACCCUUUCCUAGCACUGGGCUACAGUCUGCUGUUUCUGGUGGGUUUGACCCUAAACUGCUUCACCUUGUGGUUUCACUGCCGUGGAGCUCAUGGACAAGUUUCCAAGAACUGGAUGAUCUACCUGAAACAUCUGACAGCUGCAGACUUUAUGCUCUGUCUGAGCCUCCCACUGCGUAUCAUCCACUACACCAGCACAUCGCUCACCAUUCAUAUGGUCUACUGCAGCUUUGGAACUACUCUAAUGAUCCUCAACAUGAAUGCCAGCGUCCUGUUUAUGGGCUACAUCGCAGCUAACAGGUACAUGAAGAUAUUUUAUUCUUCAGGAUCUCACUUCCUGAUGACUGCUAAAGCCAGCCACAUCAUCUCGAUCACCACCUGGGUUGUUCUAUUGACCACAACAACACCACUUAUCAUCCAGAUGCUUACCCUGACACCUUGUACUUCUGUUCAGAACACCUGUUAUCAUCUGAUACACAAACUUCGAAAACCAGAGCAAAUAGUGAUUUCUAUUUCUGUAAAUACUUUCAUCUUCCUGCUGGUGCUCUGCUCACUGGUCUUCUUCUACUACAGCACCUCCCGCAGGGUGCAGCAGAUCCAGCAGAGGCAGCUGGCCUCCUCCAACUCCAAGAAGCUUGUGAAGUCUCGUAGGAACAUGUUGGUGUUGGUCAGCGUCUUCUGCUUUUGCUUUGUUCCUUAUCACGUUAUUCGAAUUCCAGCCUACCUAUUGGGAGGACGAUGUUCAGUGGUUUGGUACUAUGUGAAGGAGGUGGCUGUGUUUAUAUCAGUGUUUAAUAUCUGUCUGGAUCCUCUUAUUUACGUUUUUCUUUGUGAGGACUUCAGGGCUCAGCUGAAACAACUAUUCAACUUGAAAGGCAAGAGGAACACCUCUCCUUUGGAGGCUGGACAUAGUAGGGAUCACCUGAACACCAAAAGCUCCCAGGUCCUGGAGGGCACAACAACGAGCACGGAAACCACCAGUCCAAUUAGUCUCUGAUUAGACACAAGACUGACUGUUUAUUUGAAAAUAGUACAUUCAAUGUAUUUAGGUAUUUAUUGUUCAAAUUACUGAUAGUAAGCAUCAUUACGCAUAACUCAGACUGCUUGGUAGUGGUGAUGUGAUUCCAAUAGACCAGUUCAUUGUUAUUGUUUUCAUCCGGGUUUUUCGCGCAUGCGCG